Molecule: messenger RNA, 3004 nt
Organism: Rattus rattus (black rat)
Lineage: Eukaryota; Metazoa; Chordata; Mammalia; Rodentia; Muridae
Gene: Itih3
Product: inter-alpha-trypsin inhibitor heavy chain 3
Exons: 21
Coding region: 243-2903 (886 amino acids)
Biological process (GO): hyaluronan metabolic process
Molecular function (GO): serine-type endopeptidase inhibitor activity
Source: RefSeq, a predicted model, not a curated record
ACACAGCUCCUGCCUUCCCAAGGGCCUCCAGAGUAUCGGGAGUGUAGCACCAACAGUGUUUAUUGUAUCCACUGGGCCCUCUUCAUAGAGACUCACUGGGUGGUUACUCCACCCACCCCCCAGUUCCCGGAGCUGAUGCCUGCCUCCCCUGCUCUGGCCCCAUGGUGCAGGUCGUUGACCCUGCUUGGAAAACACUGGGCUGGCGUAUAUAAAGAAAGCAGGCCAGGUCUGUGUGCUCAGCAAUGGUGACUCUGUGGUGGCCCUGCCUUGUCUUGGCUCUGCUCUCUGGCUUGGAGACCUCUGGUUUUCCAAGGAGUCCCCUCCGGCUGCUUGGGAAACGGAGCCUUCCAGAAGGGGUGGUGGAUGGCAUUGAGAUCUACAGCACCAAGAUCAGCUGCAAGGUGACCUCCCGCUUUGCUCACAAUGUUGUCACCACAAGGGCUGUCAACCGCGCAGACAAGGCCAAGGAAGUUUCCUUUGAUGUGGAACUGCCCAAGACAGCCUUCAUCACCAACUUCACCUUGACUAUUGAUGGUGUCACCUACCCUGGGAGUGUCAAGGAGAAGGAAGUUGCGCAGAAACAAUAUGAAAAGGCUGUGUCCCAGGGCAAGACAGCCGGUUUGGUCAAGGCCUCUGGGAGGAAGCUGGAGAAGUUCACAGUGUCUGUCAAUGUGGCCGCAGGCAGCAAGGUCACCUUUGAGCUGACCUAUGAAGAGAUGCUCAAGAGAAACAAGGGAAAGUACGAGAUGUACCUUAAGGUCCAGCCCAAGCAGCUCGUCAGACACUUUGAGAUCGAUGCACACAUUUUUGAGCCACAGGGCAUCAGCAUGUUGGACGCCGACGCCUCAUUUAUCACUAAUGACCUCCUGGGAAGUGCCCUCACCAAGUCCUUCUCAGGGAAAAAGGGGCAUGUGUCUUUCAAGCCCAGCUUAGACCAGCAGCGCUCAUGCCCAACCUGUACGGACUCCCUCCUCAACGGGGACUUCACCAUCGUCUAUGACGUGAACAGAGAGUCUCCAGGAAAUGUGCAGAUAGUCAAUGGCUACUUUGUGCACUUCUUUGCACCCCAAGGCCUCCCAGUGGUGCCUAAGAACAUAGCCUUUGUGAUUGACGUCAGUGGCUCCAUGUCUGGUCGGAAAAUCCAGCAGACCAGAGAAGCCCUUCUCAAAAUCCUGGAUGAUAUGAAGGAAGAUGACUAUCUGAAUUUCAUCCUCUUCAGCACUGGUGUGACCACCUGGAAAGAUCACCUAGUCAAGGCCACACCUGCAAACCUCGAGGAGGCCAGGGCGUUUGUGAAGAACAUCCAUGAUCAAAGCAUGACCAACAUCAAUGACGGGCUGCUGAGGGGUAUUGAAAUGCUGAACAAGGCCCGAGAAGACCACCUUGUCCCGGAGAGGAGCACCUCCAUCGUCAUCAUGUUGACGGAUGGGGAUGCUAAUACUGGCGAGAGCAGAUCUGAAAAGAUCCAGGAAAACGUCCGGAAUGCCAUCAGGGGCAAGUUCCCUUUGUAUAACCUGGGUUUUGGCAACAAUCUGAAUUAUAAUUUCCUGGAGACUCUGGCCCUGGAGAACCACGGGUUUGCCCGGCGUAUUUAUGAAGAUUCUGAUGCCAGCUUACAGCUGCAGGGCUUCUACGAGGAAGUAGCUAAUCCCUUGUUGACCAAUGUGGAGGUGGAAUACCCUGAGAAUGCCAUCAUGGACCUCACCAGAAACAGUUACCCCCACUUCUAUGAUGGCUCUGAGAUUGUUGUCGCAGGGCGUCUGGUGGACAGGAACGUGGACAACUUCAAAGCAGAUGUGAAGGGCCAUGGGGCCCUGAAUGACCUGACCUUCACGGAGGAGGUAGACAUGAAGGAAAUGGACGCGGCCCUGAAGGAGCAAGGCUACAUCUUUGGGGACUACAUUGAGCGGCUCUGGGCCUACCUCACUAUUGAGCAGCUACUGGAGAAACGCAAGAAUGCCCAUGGGGAUGAGAAGGCGAACAUCACAGCAGAGGCCCUGGACCUGUCCCUCAAGUACCACUUUGUAACUCCACUGACCUCCAUGGUGGUGACCAAGCCUGAGGACAACGAGGACCAAACAGCCAUUGCUGACAAGCCUGGGGAAGCCAUCUCUUCGUCCGUGGCCUACCUGACCAGUCAGCAGUCCAGCCAUAGCCCCUACUAUUAUGUGGAUGGGGACCCCCACUUCAUCAUCCAAGUCCCGGGAAAAAAUGACACCAUCUGCUUCAACAUCGAUGAGAAGCCUGGCACGGUGCUGAGCCUUAUUCAAGACCCAGUCACAGGCAUCGCUGUGACCGGGCAGAUCAUUGGAGAGAAGGGCAGUAAUGCUUCUUCCAGGACAGGGAAAACUUACUUUGGCAAACUGGGCAUUACCAAUGCUUGGAUGGACUUUCGGAUUGAGGUGACCACGGAGAAGAUCAUCCUGGGGAACGGGGAUGCACUGAGCACGUUCAGUUGGCUAGACACCGUCACGGUCACACAGACCGGGCUGUCUGUAACAAUCAACAGGAAAAAGAAUAUGGUGGUGUCCUUUGAAGAUGGGAUUAGCUUUGUGAUCGUCCUACACCAGGUUUGGAAGAAACAUCCGGUUCACCAGGACUUCCUAGGGUUCUACGUGGUGGACAGUCACCGGAUGUCAGCACAGACUCAUGGGCUGCUGGGCCAGUUCUUCCAACCCUUUGACUUUAAAGUGUUUGACGUCCGCCCAGGCUCUGACCCCACGAAGCCAGAUGCCACAAUGGUGGUGAAGAGUCAUCGGUUGACAGUCACAAGGGGCUCCCAAAAAGAUUACAGGAAGGAUGCCAGUGUCGGCACCAAGGUCGUCUGCUGGUUUGUCCAUAACAAUGGGGAAGGGUUCAUCGACGGUGUCCACACCGACUAUAUUGUCCCCAGCUUGUUCUGAGUACACAUGCCAGCUGCUGCUGCAGUAGAAGGCCUGGAACAGGACACAGAAUGGGGCUUGUGGGAAGGACUGGGACAAUAAAGUGGGUAAACCAAAAUGGC